ACACUGUUGAUUUAAUAUCGUUUGUAUCAAGCGGACCCUUCCAUACUUAUAAAUUUAAUAAGUCCAUUUGACAUCUAAGGGAUAUCUUGUUAUGUUUGUUAUGUUACAAGAAAGCCCGUUGAGGUGUAUCAGUAGGUAUUGCUUUAGUUCUUGGUAUUAUCAUGUUUGAAUACGAUUUCUCCUUUUAAAACAGAUGAUGAGGAACGCCUUAUUUCUUAGAACUAAAAACUUCUGGGACACGACACCCCUUACCUUUUUUUCUUGUAGCACGUUUAUAUGAGUGUUCAAUUUUGCGCACGGUUUAUCUUUUUUUGCAGGAAGAUGAUACCAAGAGAAACAGCUGAAAGUAUAGUGAAGAAUUAAACAACAACAUUUUACUGGAUGACAGUGGAUGUAUACACACGGACAUUAUCUAGUUAAUUGUUUUAAGUUCUGUCAAUAUUUAUCUCAGUACCAAUCGUGAUUUUCAUAUUUGGGCGUUGUAACUAUUCUAUUUUUAAAACAGGAUAGAAACCGAGGAAAAUGGCGUCAAAAGAAAUCACGCGUUUCGAGACUUACAUACGAGGUACUGAAAAGUUGGAUGUUUUUACUAUCAAUCCACAUUCAUUCACAGCUGUUAUUCACUAUCUUCAAACGGUAUUCCGUACUCGUUCGAUAACUCAUAUUUUGGAUUCUUUGGUAAAACAGAAACAAUUUCGCCUCGCGGAGCUUCUAACAAUUUUAUAUUCUGGACACAUACAUGUUAUUACUGGAGGAUGCAAUAAAGAUUUGAAAAGGAUUGGAAAAUUGUGGCUAUCCGUAAAAACGUUUGUGGACUCUAAAAAGGACGCAUCAUUCAGUCCUUGUUACGAGAUCAUGUCUGAUGCACUUCGAAUGGAAAUGGUGAAGGCAGACGGGAAACAAGAGGCUGUAGAUAGGUUUGCAAUAUGCACUUGGUUCCAGGUCCAGCAAUACGAAAAGGACCAAUGUGAAAAAAGGAAAUCGAUCCUCAAAAACAUGGUUGCUGUAAUACCGGAUGGUCUUGACAGAACUGUGGCUGAAAUAGUGUAUUAUAGUAAAAUGGCAACGACUGCGGAAUUUGAAAAUGACAUAGAAAGUGCUAAAGACUUUGCAAGCAAAGCAAAGAACUUAAGUGAAACAUGCGAGGAUAAAACAGCAAAAAUCCUUGCACAUUAUAGUUACUUCUUUCUUCAUCGGAGGUUAUAUUUACGAGACAAAAGCGAAACUAACCGACAAAUGGUUCUGGAACAAUGUGACAUUGGAUGCGACAUGUUCCCAGUUCCCGACGAAGACGGUGACUUUGAAAUGUACUGCGCAUUGUUAUUCCUACUCUACAAAGCAGGCGACUACUUGCAUAUCACAUAUGAGUUUGAAGUUCUUGAUUCUGAUACAAUGAGCCCUUCAAAUAUAGUGGCGGCUGAGGAGGUUUUGAGAAGUGCAGAUAGGUAUAUACCUAUAUCUACUCCAAGGAAACAGCUGACGUUCAAAUUUUGCAUGGGAAGGCUAUAUCAUUUACAAUCGGAGUUUGAAAUGGCUAGUACAUACUUGAACGAAACGAAAGAACUGAUGAUAGAUGGUGUUUUAAACAAGAAGGAACAGAGGAACGUUUACAGAUAUUGUGAAAAAUUUGACGAAGAACACAGAUGGAAAAGUUGCUUAGGUCAAGACAACGAAACAGCAAAAGAAACUGCUGAGGCAUUGAUAGUAAAACAGCAUUACUGCCUGCACCAAAAUAUGUUGCAUAGAAUUUUGGAGAAGUUUGGAAGGAAGAACGAAGUUACGUUAAGAUUGUGUGAAGAUGUAUGCAAUUACAUAAAGGGCAAAAAUGACAAAAUAGUCCACGUUUUCCCAUCAUAUACAAUACAUUUCGACAGAGAAGUAGUCUUUGUGAUCUUUGUGAAAGAUUUCUUGUCUAAAAAGGAAGAGGACGAGAUAGGAUACACUAUAAAACAACGUUUGGUCGACCAGUUCAGUUCAGAAGGAAAAGACGUUAUGUCCAGUGAAACAACUUCAGACGAUGCUUUAACAUUAGACGAAACGAAAAGGUUGAAAGAUUGUAUAAAUAUGCAUGCGACAGACCUUAUGCAUCGUCACAAUUAUCUUUCGAUUAUUACAGCAAGCCCUGUACGUUCGAAGAGUUAUGGAACACGCGAAUUUAAGAUUCAGAAAGAGCCAUGCAUUGUUCUAUACGUUCAUACAAAAGGUUAUAUUCCUCUUGAUGAAGAUCCAUUCGAACGAAGAUAUGACGGUGUACCUAUGGAUGUUAGGGAGGGUAUAUUUGUAACAUACCCACAGCAAACGAAUAUCAUGAGCAGUUAA
Molecule: messenger RNA, 2319 nt
Organism: Mercenaria mercenaria
Lineage: Eukaryota; Metazoa; Mollusca; Bivalvia; Venerida; Veneridae
Exons: 2
Coding region: 523-2319 (598 amino acids)
Source: RefSeq, a predicted model, not a curated record